AUGUUGGAUGAUUUUGAACGUCAGAAUCUUAAAAUUUUAGGAUCUAAAAACAUUUUCAAAAAAACAUUGGUGAACAUCGGAAUAUGGUGA
Molecule: messenger RNA, 90 nt
Organism: Caenorhabditis briggsae
Lineage: Eukaryota; Metazoa; Nematoda; Chromadorea; Rhabditida; Rhabditidae
Exons: 1
Coding region: 1-90 (29 amino acids)
Source: RefSeq, a predicted model, not a curated record